Molecule: messenger RNA, 1846 nt
Organism: Hippoglossus stenolepis (Pacific halibut)
Lineage: Eukaryota; Metazoa; Chordata; Actinopteri; Pleuronectiformes; Pleuronectidae
Product: IKBKB interacting protein
Exons: 3
Coding region: 170-1411 (413 amino acids)
Source: RefSeq, a predicted model, not a curated record
UUUCUCCCAGGAGCUGCGAAGCUGAAGAAAACGGAACGUGAACGCAGCUCAAUCUAAUUUCUCCACUUCUUCACAUGAUGAACUUUAUUUCUUAUUUAACUUCGCAGCGUCACGUGUAACUUCUGUCGCUUUUUAUACUUGUGAGUUUUUCCCGCGGUGAGAGUUUAAAAUGCCCUCUGAGGUGAAGCAGAGGAGAAAGACCCCGAAGCAAAGUGAUGAAGAGUCAGAAACAGCGAAAGCAGCGAACAGCAAAGAUGAAGAAAAGGAGAAAAGCCCGAAGGUGAAGACGGAGCCUGGAAACACGAACACGUCUCCGGGUGUGGACGUGAGGAGUAUCAUGUGCGUGUUGUGCGUGGCUGCGUGCGGAGCUCUGAGCUGGAUGGUGCUGCAGCAGAAUCAGAGGUUUUCACUCAUGGAGGAAAAGUACAAAUCUCUUCAGGGGAAAACUUCCAGCCUGUUCAACAUGGAGGAAGAAGUCCUGAGAGUUUCCCAGAAGCUUGCCGCCUCUGAGGAUGACCUACAGGAGGCGCUCUCCACCGUCUCCCUGGCAACAAGACUCCAGCAGGACAUCUCCGACCUCCACGCUGCUGUCACGGCGAUGCAGGCCGACGAAAACUCUGCCUCCCGUGACCUGCAGGCGGUCAACGCCCGAUUCCUCAACGUGACGGAGACGUGGCAGGAGCGUCUGGCGGCCGUCACCUCUGACCUGACUUCGCUCAAGGUCGAGUCGAGGGAGGCUCACGCCGGAUCCACCGAUCGGGUGAACGAGGCCGAGCGGAGGGGCCGGUCGCUGGCAAAGAGGCUGGAGGAGCUGGAGGACAGCACGAGGAGGAACGCCCGAGCUCUGGAGCGCACAGAGGUGGACGACGCCAAGCGAGCGCAGGACCAGCUGGACUGGAACACCAAGCAGAUCCACAAGCUGGAGGAGCAGAUCAGCAGCCUGAGCAAGAGGGAGGCCGAACUCAACACUCAGCUGCAGGAGCACAUCCCCCGGGCGCAGGAGUGCGAGCAGCACCUGCCGAAGGUGGAGGAGGCGGUGCGCUCCAUCCUGAGGCUGGGGGGCGACCUGAGCGGGGCGGAGAGGCGUCUGGAGGAGGUGACGUUACAGGUGUUCGGGACCGAGGACAGCAUGCUGAAAGCGCUGAACGAAAUCUUGGAGAUACGUCAGGAGCUGGACACACUGCAGGCUCAAAACAGCAUCCUGAAGAUGAAGAACGAGCUGUCCGUGGUUAAAGAGGCAGUCCGUGAACUCACCAUGGUGCUGAGGGAGAACAGGGGUGACGGAGAGAUAGACACUGUGGCAGAGGAGGAGGAGGAGGAAUGGAAGGACAACGAGGAGGAGGAGGAGGAGUGGGAAAAAUAUGAGGAGGGUGAAAUAAAUCAACCUCUUCCUGAUGCCAUCACUGAAUGACGUCACGGUUUUCAUGUAGCCAGGGAAAAGGAGCGGCUCUGUUUUAUUAUCUGUGUUAAUGUUUGAUACCACUGCACUGUAGUGUCACACAAUCAAUAGUAUGUUUUAGUGGCUCAGUUAAUGUAGAUUAAUGCUUUUAGAUUUCCCCAGCAGUUAUUUAUUAUUCUUCAGUUAUUUGCACUGUCUCUAGUUGCAGCUCUUUAAUGGCAGAUUUGCUGUUUUUCUUUUUUAUUCCAUUAUAAACUGAAUAUCUUUAGUAUUUAGAGUGUUUGUGAAGAAACAGGCAACUUGAUGACAUUAUUAUCUCGUGGAUUUGGACAUUUGUUGGACUAAAUCAUUCAUCAGUCUGUGUAAUGAACUUUAAUAUUUAGAUUUUAGUUUCACAUUUUAAAACAAUCACGGUUUAAUUUAAUAAAAUAAUUUUUUUGUACUGUG